Molecule: messenger RNA, 952 nt
Organism: Liolophura sinensis
Lineage: Eukaryota; Metazoa; Mollusca; Polyplacophora; Chitonida; Chitonidae
Exons: 4
Coding region: 37-687 (216 amino acids)
Source: RefSeq, a predicted model, not a curated record
UACUGGGCGGCGUCCACCUCUGCCAAUGAUGGCGAGAUGAAGCUGGCAAAGUGGCAGUCGCUUACCCGCCAUAUCCGGAACAUCCACACACACCCUAGUGAGAAGUAUCCGGAGUGCAGACAUGGCCCUUUAGAGGAUAACCAAAGAAAUUGGAUGGAAGAAGGAUCCCGCCCAUACAAGCUCCUAUGUAGUGUCGUCACCAGCCCAUUCCUAAUGAAGGACAUCGAGAAGUUGUCUCCAUUCCAUCAGACAUAUGGUCUCGAGGUGUACCACAAUAUUGUCAACCAUUUUGCACCAAAGAGUACACACUUCUUCUUCCAAUCCAUGCUGGCCAGAUUGUACUUAGCUGGACUACAUUACAAUGAGAACAGCAGGAAGCCACGUGACACGACAUCAGAUGGCAGAGUUCGUUGGCAGCUUUGCUAUCCAAAAGCAAAGAAAGGUCUGGAGGCUGUAGUGAAGCCGAUUAGCACUGGUCCGUCAUUUGGAUACGUGGACUUGCUGAUCCAUAACCUCGUCCAGCGAAGAAAAGAUCUACCAUCCUACCAGGUUGCUUCAGAGGCUCUCAGUAGCUACCUGUCGGUACCUGCCCCUACUACGUCAGGAUUCGUACCUGUGGACAAAGCUUGUCUUAUAGAGAGACAUAAAUCACGAUUUUCGAAGACAACAAACUCCAAUGAUGUAUGAAUCUACGGAAACUUGGGGUAUUGAAAUCCGCAGUACUCCUGGCUGGGGAAGGCUUCCCGAAUCUUCUUUACGGCACACAAUGGUAUUGGCUUUCGGUUUCCUCUGCCUAGCUUGUGCCAUAUCCAUCGUGUAAAUCUCCUGUAUGCGAUAAACCUGUACAACCUGGAUGAGAAAAGACACAAAUAUCUUACAUGUUUGCAGAUAUAAAGCUAAAAUUGUUUAUUUAUAGAUCUAUGUAUAUGUGGGGUGGAGAAGGGGUUGGUGC